ACGACACCAAAUCACAUCCACGAAAUUUCCCUUGCCCUUAAACAUCCUAUCUUCAGUGAAAUAAGGAGACAUGGGGGGCAAGUCAGCUACCAAGGCCGCUUACUUCGAGAAGCUGAAGAACCUGCUCGAUGAAUACAAGACUGUGUUCAUCGUCGGUGUCGACAAUGUCAGCUCUCAGCAGAUGCACGAGAUCCGUAUCGCCCUCCGUGGUGAGGGUGUUGUCCUGAUGGGCAAGAACACCAUGGUUCGUCGUGCUCUCAAGGGCUUCAUCAACGACAACCCCGAGUACGAGCGUCUGCUCCCUCACGUCAAGGGCAACGUUGGUUUCAUCUUCACCAACGGCGACCUCAAGGAGACCAAGGACAAGAUCCUCUCCAACCGUGUCGCUGCCCCUGCCCGUGCUGGUGCCGUUGCUCCCGCCGAUGUCUGGAUUCCUGCCGGUAACACUGGUAUGGAACCCGGUAAGACCUCUUUCUUCCAGGCUCUCGGUGUUCCCACCAAGAUCGCUCGUGGUACCAUUGAAAUUACCACCGAUCUCAAGCUCGUUGAGGAGGGCAACAAGGUUGGUCCUUCCGAGGCCACCCUGCUCAACAUGCUCAACAUCUCCCCCUUCACCUACGGUAUGACCAUCCAGCAGGUCUACCAGGAUGGCCAGACCUUCAGCGCUGCCGUUCUCGACAUUGAGGAGGAGCAGCUCCUCAAGGUCUUCAGCAGUGCCAUCAACACCAUCACCAGCAUCUCCCUUGCUGUCAACUACCCCACCCUUCCCUCCGUUAUCCACUCCGUUGUCAACAGCUACAAGAAGGUCUUGGCUGUUGCUGUUGAGACUGAGUACAGCUGGCCCGAGAUUGAGGAGCUCAAGGACCGUAUUGCCAACCCUGAGGCCUACGCUUCUGCUGCUCCCGCCGCCGCUGCUGGUGGUGCUGCUCCUGCUGCUGCCGCUGAGGCUGCUCCUGCUGAGGAGGCUGAGGAGUCCGAUGAGGACAUGGGCUUCGGUCUCUUCGACUAAACGUCUCGUGCCCCUGCACGAGAUACGACUGCCAUGUAUUAGAUACUCUUUAUGACCCAUCAUGAGGUUGGGUAAAUGAAAAAUGAUACUGGUGAUCAUUCACUUCUCUAGUAAGAUAUGAACGUAGUGACGUUUCAUGUCCUUACAGAGUUCUCAAGGUUCUUGCGCUGUAGGCAAUCUUCUGAUAGUGUCGGCUCCCGUAGAUUGUCGAGUCUAGACUUGCUCACUUGCUCAGAAUAGGUGUCUAUUUAGGGUUAUCGCAGCGACGGUCUAAGCCGUGAGUUGUCUUUAGGUUUCUACAAAAUGGAA
Molecule: messenger RNA, 1318 nt
Organism: Aspergillus nidulans FGSC A4
Lineage: Eukaryota; Fungi; Ascomycota; Eurotiomycetes; Eurotiales; Aspergillaceae
Product: 60S ribosomal protein uL10
Exons: 4
Coding region: 71-1009 (312 amino acids)
Biological process (GO): ribosome biogenesis; ribosomal large subunit assembly; cytoplasmic translation
Cellular component (GO): cytoplasm; cytosolic large ribosomal subunit
Molecular function (GO): structural constituent of ribosome; large ribosomal subunit rRNA binding
Source: RefSeq, a predicted model, not a curated record